Messenger RNA from Anopheles maculipalpis, 3562 nucleotides. RefSeq lists its product as uncharacterized. Gene Ontology annotation, biological process: transmembrane transport. NCBI's taxonomy places the organism in Eukaryota, Metazoa, Arthropoda, Insecta, Diptera, Culicidae. Gene Ontology annotation, cellular component: membrane. Gene Ontology annotation, molecular function: transmembrane transporter activity. The transcript has 7 exons. The coding region runs from base 292 to 3561 and encodes 1089 amino acids. The record is from RefSeq and is a predicted model, not a curated record.
AGUGCGCUAAAAAUAAAAACCCACUGCAGGAACAUAAGCAGGGCCCGUUGUGUGGAAAUUUGACUUCCCUUUUUUCUGCUGAGCAUAACGCACACACAGAGUGCGCCUGCCGAUACGCAUUAUGCGUGUUGGUGAACAUUUCAUCUCACCACGUCCAUAAUCAGCGAUAAAACGAAUGACAAAAGAAGAGCGAUUGCUCCGAAACAGCGAUGCUUCCUCGUUGGCAGUGGAGUAGAACAGUCUGAGAUUAGAUUUCGUAGCGGCAUCACACGGUUUCUGUAGUGCAACAAAAUGACACAACUAGCGCUAGACGAUGUGCUCAUCGAGAUUGGCACGUUUGGUAGAUUCCAGCUUCGGCAGUUUCUGCUCAUGAUAUUGCCACUCGUGUUUAACGCAUUCUCCAACUUGUCUUACGUGUUUACUGCAGCCGAUCUUAAGUACAGAUGCUACAUUCCCGAGUGCGAGAACCAAAACGAUACAGUGUACCUCACCGAGUGGCUACAUGCAGCAGUUCCGUUCGUGCGCAACCAACCGGCCGGGUGUGAACGGUACGAACCGUUUGUAAACAUCACCGGCGACUAUUUACAAUGCCAAGCGUCCGAUUUCAACGAGUCCGCUAUCACGCGAUGUUUCGACUUUGUGUAUGAAGAUAAAGCCGCUACCACGAUUGUGAAUGAAUUCAACCUGACCUGCGAUGAAAACACGUGGAAGAUAACUUUUGUCGGAACAUUGCACAGCAUCGCACAGGGACUAGCACUUUUGCUCGGAGGGUUAUUUUCGGAUCGAUACGGGCGUAAGCGGGCCCUGCUGCUCUGCAUUGGGCUGGGCUCGACCCUAGGGAUCAUUCGAUCGUUCUCAGUGAACUAUGAGAUGUUUUUAGUGUUCGAAUUCUUGGAACCGUUGCUCGGUUCCACGAUGUACACGACGGCGUUCAUCCUAGGUCAGGAGCUCGUUGGUCCCAAGCAUCGCGUCUUUGCCAAAAGCUUGUGCCUGGUAGUGUUCGCACUGGGAGAAGCCGCCAUGGGUGUUAUUGCAAUGUUCAUACACAACUGGCGCUACUAUCUGUUGGCCUUGUUUGUGCCGGGACUAGUGUCGCUUUCGUUCCUAUGGAUAACGGCCGAAAGUGUUCGCUGGUUGCUGUCGAAGGGUCGCAACAAGGAAGCGAUCGACAUACUGCUGAAAGCAGCUACAACAAAUCGGAAAACACUGUCGGAGAAUACGCUCAAGUACUUUGCCACCAAUGACUAUCAAUGCGAAUCACCGCAGGUGCCAGUGAAUCCAACCUUCUUUGCACAGCUGGCCGAAGUUUUCAAAUUUAAACGACUGACCAUACGGCUAGCUAUCUGCUCGUUCUGUUGGUUCACUAACGUGAUGGUGUACUAUGGUCUCACUUUGAAUUCGGUCACAUUAGCGGGAGACAAGAACGUUAACUUUAUCUUGAUAACGCUGGUCGAAAUACCGAGCGCAGUCAGCAUGAACUUCAUCUUGAAUCGAUUUCCACGACGGAUGGCACAGUUUGUGUCGUUAGCGUUGUGUGGCGUUCUGUGCUUAGUAACACUAGCUAUUCCAGAAGAUGAAAGCUGGAUCCACACGGCAAUGUUCCUCUUCAGCAAAAUGGCCAUUUCCUUCUCUUUCGGGGUACUGUACAUCUACACCGCGGAGAUCUUUCCCACCAAUCUACGGCAAAGCCUUCUGUCCAUGUGUUCCAUGAUUGGUCGGUUAGGAUCAAUCGUUGCACCACAAAUGCCCUUGCUGACAAAAGUUUGGAAACCACUACCGAUGACGCUGUUUGGUUCUAUUGCGUUACUUUCAGCGUUUACGAUUCUAGAAUUUCCUGAGACUGGCAAUGUCCGGCUGCCAAACACAGCCAGUGAGGCAGAAAAUCUUAAGCAAAACAGUUUUGAUAGUGAUCGUUCUGAAAACGUAAUGCCACAAUCCGAAGACGACGUAGACUUGGACGAAGUGCUGCAAGAGAUCGGUCAGUUUGGACUGUUUCAAAUGAAACAGUAUGGGCUGAUGGUACUGCCGAUCAUAUUCAAUGCUCUGUUCACACUGAGUUACAUCUUCACGGCCGGCAAUCUUGAGUACAGAUGUUUAGUGCCAGAGUGUGAACUUCCCACAACUGCUGUUUAUAAUCCCGACUGGUUGAAUGGGUCGAUGCCAUUCCAUGUUGAUGCACGAUGUCAACGGUUACAAUACCACACGAACGACACCGAUCCUUUUCAGAUCGAGGAGUGUAGUAGCGAGGACUUCAAUCCUUCCGACAUCGUUGCGUGUGAUAGAUUCGUGUUCAAAAGCGAUGAAACUACGAUAGUGCGAGACUUUAACGUAACAUGUGCGCAAAAUGAUUGGAAGCUAACGUUGGUAGGCACCGUAAACAACGUGGGCCAGUUUGUAGCCCUACCAAUUGCCGGCUAUCUGUCUGAUCGAUUCGGUCGAAAGUGGAUCCUUCUAGUGAGCGUUGCCGGGAGUGCAGUCUUCGGACUGCUUCGAUCUUUCGCUAUCAAUUACGAAAUGUUCAUAGCGAUGGAAUUCCUCGAUCCGGUCAUUGGUUCCACCAUGUACACAACCGCAUUUAUACUGGCGCUUGAACUCGUUGGUCCGAAAAUGCGCGUCACCGGUAAUAACAUUAUUUCCUGUGCCUUUUCAUUCGGCGAAGCGCUGCUUGGUUUGCUGGCCAUGUACUUCCGCGACUGGCGCACACUGUUGCGCAUUUUGUACAUUCCUGGCCUGCUAGUGCUUCCGCUGCUGUACACAACCGCGGAAAGUGUGAGGUGGUUGUUGUCAAAAAAUAGAAAAGAUGAAGCGUUUCAAAUUUUAAAACAAGCAGCCACCGUAAAUGGGAAAACGUUGUCCCAAGUGGCGCUGGCUAAGUUCAACUCUACCGACAUUAAGAAUAAUUCAAGCAGCUCGUUAGAAAGUAAAACUUACACGCAUCUGCUUCGCGAGGCCCUGCAAAAUCCAGGCCUAGUGUUGCGUGUCAUCAACUGUUCGUUUUGUUGGCUCACAAACACAAUGGUCUACUUUGGCCUAAGUCUCAAUUCUGUAUCGCUCUCGGGGAACAAAUAUCUGAACUUCAUUCUCGUCUCCCUGAUCGAGCUGCCCGGAUUCUUUUUGAUGCAACUGAUCCUGGAUCGUGUAGGACGCAAGAAAACACUUUUUACAACACUCGUGUUAAGCGGUUUAUUCUGCAUCAUAUCCGCAUUUAUUGAGGAUGCACCUGCCCUCAACCUAACGCUCUUUCUGCUCAGCAAACUUACAAUUACGAUGUCAUUCGGUACGCUGUACAUAUAUACGGUGGAGAUCUUUCCCACCAACCUUCGCCAAAGCCUACUCUCGACAUGCUCCAUGUUUGGACGGAUCGGUUCGAUGAUUGCACCGCAGACACCGCUGUUGGCUAAAUUUUGGACACCGCUUCCGAUGGUUUUGUUUGGCGCUCUCGGUAUUACCUCGGGCAUAGCGGCGCUUAAGUUUCCCGAAACGCUGAACAACGAACUGCCCAACACGCUCGAGGAAGCCAUGAACAUGCAAGGACCCGACAUUCCCGCAACUGACCGGUGAU